AAUAGUAGAGAGUCUCUGAUUUGGAGUAGUUGCAGAAAAAGGUGCGUUUUUUGAGGAAUCAUCGCGAAAUAAGGCUGAAAAAUGUUAUCAGCCAUGAUCAAGGAUCAUCAGGCCAAACAGGCGGCCAAAAAGGAAGAGCAAGAACGGCGUAGGAAAGAAGCUAUCUUGUCUGCGAAUGAGUUAACCCAAAAUCUGGUGGACCAUCUCAAUGUGGGUGUUGCUCAGGCGUAUCUGAAUCAGAAGCGUUUGGAUGCCGAAGCCAAACAGCUGCACAUCGGUGCUACCAAUUUUGCGAAGCAGACCUCCCAGUGGCUGGCAUUGAUCGAGAAUUUCAACGGUUCCCUCAAGGAAAUUGGUGAUGUGGAAAAUUGGGCCAAAACCAUCGAGAGUGAUAUGAACGUGAUAACCACUGCCCUUGAGAUUGCCUACAAGACGAGCCGGGAAAAGUAGGGGCCAACCACAGGACCUUACUGUGCGACUGUCGCCUAAAAUUCUACAAAUAAUACCGUAUCACUUAGUUAUCCACUAGUUUUAAGAAUGAACCAUGAUUACAAAUCAGCUUACAACAGCGUUUAACACGAAUAAAUCAUUCCAAAGCCA
Molecule: messenger RNA, 600 nt
Organism: Anopheles aquasalis
Lineage: Eukaryota; Metazoa; Arthropoda; Insecta; Diptera; Culicidae
Gene: Blos1
Product: biogenesis of lysosome-related organelles complex 1 subunit 1
Biological process (GO): endosomal transport
Cellular component (GO): BLOC-1 complex
Source: RefSeq, a predicted model, not a curated record